CUUUUGCUGAUCCAGACUAGACUGGAUUACACUAUGAUUUUGCCGGACUGAUCAAGUGACGGUAAGAACAUUACACUUAAUCUAGACAUCCUCUAUUCCCUACCCUCGUUUGACAUGUUUGCUGUGCAUUAAAAUGUUUUUGAAUAUUUAUUAGAACUAACUACUGAUGUAUCGUCGUCCGUUUUACGGGAAGAGCCUUGUCGCUGAAGUGGGUGAAGUUGGAUUACGUUCAGAUUCUCACAACUCUAGUUUACAUUAGUAAGUUUAAGCCAUGCCUUUAUAGCUACACACAUUAAAGUUUAAAUGUAAAAAAGUAAAGGAAUGAUUUUAAUGUUCAGGGCAAGAAAAGUACUCUUUAGAUUUUCAGCACGGUGACUUUCAGUUUCCUGCGCGCUGAUCUUCGUCUGUGAAUUUUCUUUUUUGUGUUCAAUUUGUUUAUGACUGUCAGUUUUGUACUGUCAUAGCCUCAUAUUGACAGGUGCGCAUGUAUGCUUAUCUUCGUGUAUGGUCUAGAGCUGUGUGCUAUUAUUUAUUUACGUAUGUUGCCUGCAGCUUUGUGUAUUGUCGUCACGAACCCUCCUUUUCCGCGUUUACUUUUGUCUCUGACUCAGUGCAAGUUUUGAGUUUACUUUUGCUAGUGAUCUAAACUUUCAGUUUUGCAUGUCCCUUGAGAUCUAUGACUUCCAGUUUUCUUGAAAUUAUCUACAACGGUAUUUUUAGUUUUUUCUGUUAUCCUGUAGACAAACGAAGUCCUAUUGUAAAAAAGAGAUUGUCGUGGCCUUUUUUGCAUUCUUUCCACCAAGCUGAAAGAAACUGAACUGAUCAGUGAGAUGAACAACGUAGACGAAGUUAUACAAGUUAUCUUGAUCGGCCUCAUUUUUGCCGGCUUUCUUCUCAACACCAGUCGAUAUCUAACAGCCAUCGAAUUAUGCAAGGAAUGCUUGUUCAUUCUGCAAGACAGAGCAGCCAUAAUAGACGAGAAAUUCACCAAAUCAUUCUACAAGACGAUAUAUUUUACAAUGUGGAAGGCUUGUAGUCUUAUCAGUGAUAACACAAACGCCAUAAAAUACGCAGAGAAGAUUCUCCAAAUUUACCGUGAAAAUGGUGAAAGACUUGAAGAAUGUGAGCUAAGCUUAGAACUUGGAGAGAUGUAUUUCCAUCAAUGCAAAUACCCAGAGGCAAUACAACUCUAUGAAGAAGCGCUCCUGAUCAGUAGAGAAAUUGGAGACAGAAGAGGAGAAGCUUACUGUCACGUAGGCCUUGGAGUCGUGUAUCAAUCAGUUGGCGAAUAUGAGAAGGCUAAAGGAUAUCUCGAAAAGUCACUCUCGAUCCACAAAGAAAUUGGAGACAGAAACGGAGAUGCUGCCUCGUGCUUAAACCUUGGAACUGUGUGUCUACCGAAUGGCGAAUAUGAGAAGGCUAGAGAACAUCUGGAGAAAUCACUUGUGAUCUAUAGCGAAAUUGGAAACAGGAAAGGGGAAGCUACCUCGCUCUAUUACCUUGGAGCUGUGUGUCGAACAUUUGGCGAAUAUGAGAAGGCUAAGGGACAUCUGGAGAAAUCACUUGUGAUCUUCAAAGAAAUUGGUGGCAGAAAUGGAGAAGCUAGCUCUUACUUAUGCCUUGGAACUGUUUAUCAAGCAAUUGGCAAAUACGAGAAGGCUAGAGAACUUCUCGAGGAGUCACUUACGAUCCAGAAAGAAAUUGGACACAGAAAAGGAGAAGCUGCCUCCUACGUAAGUCUUGGAUCUGUGUGUGGAGCAAUUGGCGAAUAUGAGAAGGCUAGAGAACAUCUCGAGAGAGCACUUGUAAUUCAGAAGGAAAUUGGAGACAAAGAGGGAGAAGCGAUAGGUUACGCUAACCUUGUAACUCUGUAUGCAUCAGUUGGCGAAUACGAGAAGGCUUCAGACUACUGUCAAAAAUCCUUAGCCAUCAGUAAAAUGAUUGGCAACAGACGUAUACUAGCUUUUAGUUACUAUGAGCUAGGAGCGAACUUUUACUCUCUUGGAAAGUAUAGAAAGGCUAACGAAUAUAAUCAGAAAGCACUUGCAAUCUUCAAAGGCAUUGGAGACAGAGAUGCGAUGGCUAAAACGUACCUCAAGCAAGGAGCUGUGGAGCAAGCUGUUGGUAACUUUGUCAAGGCAAGAGAAUAUUUUGAAAAAGCAAUUGCGAUAAGCAAAGAAAUUGGAAAUGGGGAUAUAAAAGCAGCGGGUUGCUCAAACCUCGGCGUUUUGCUUAUAGAUCAGGCUGAAUAUGAUAGAGGGGAAGAAUAUAUCAAGAGAGCACUUGUAUUAAGUGAAGCAGUUGGAGAGAUUGAAAAACAGUUCCAGUUGCUCAUAAUUAUGGCACACCUUAGAAUGAAAGAGAGAAAUAUUCGGGAAGCUAUCUCAUAU
Orbicella faveolata is the source of this 2390-nucleotide messenger RNA. RefSeq lists its product as uncharacterized. Lineage: Eukaryota; Metazoa; Cnidaria; Anthozoa; Scleractinia; Merulinidae. The record is from RefSeq and is a predicted model, not a curated record.